This is a messenger RNA of Striga asiatica, 738 nucleotides long. Lineage: Eukaryota; Viridiplantae; Streptophyta; Magnoliopsida; Lamiales; Orobanchaceae. The record is from the annotation of a GenBank genome assembly.
GGUACUGCAAGUCAAAACAUCAAGAAGUUUUCAAGUUUGGCUAGGACAGGAUUCCAAGUGGUAAAAAAACACUUGGUUGGACAGGUGAUACUCGAUACUAAGCCUACUAAUAACAGUGAGCCAUUCGAAUUUGAGAAUGAGAUGAGGGCUGAGCUUCCGCAAGGUCUGCUAAUGGUGUCUAUUCGGACGACGCAGAGAAAGGGGUACUGCGAGUCAAAACAUCAAGAAGUUUUCAAGUUUGGCUGGGAUAGGACCCUAAGUGUUGGACAGGUGAUACUCGAUACUAAGCCUACUGAUAACGGUGAGCCAUUUGAAUUUGAGAAUGAGCUGAGAGCUGAGCUUCCGCAAGGUCCGCUAAUGGUGUCUAUUCGGACGACGCAGAGUGUUUCCCUAAAAAAUGCCCUAGAUGCAAUGAGAAGAUACCAAGGUGAGGAAGAUCGGGGUACUGCGAGUCAAAACAUCAAGAAGUUUUCAAGUUUUGCUGGGACAGGACUCCAAGUGGUAAAACACUUGGUUGGAGAGGUGACACUCGAUACUAAGCCUAGUGAUAACGGUGAGCCAUUCGAAUUUGAGAAUGAGCUGAGGGCUGAGCUUCCGCAAGGUCCGGUAAUUGUGUCCAUUCGGAUGACGCAGAGAUUGGCAAAUCUGACAUCAGAUAAAAUUUGCACGAUGGCCCCGAUCAGCCCGGACAGGGGAGACAGAGGGGUCGGCAAAGGUGGGGGGAGGCAGAGGGCCGAG